AUGUUUUCAAGUGUUUCCAAAUCUAAUUUAAAUGUCGCGAAAAUUGCAAAACAGCAGCGUCUCCAAGCCGAGGAAAACGCUGCUGUUCAAGCAGCAAGUAUGGAGAGAAGAGUUGCUUUUCGGCCUCCUCCAAUUGGUGAAUCAAGGAGCACGACGAUCACACAUGAUUCCGGGUCCAAUGCCGAUACUUACAUGAGGCUUAAUGUUGGUGGAAAAUCGUAUUACGUUCGUGCGGAACUCUAUACAUCUGAAUGGACAAGAAUGCAUGAAUUACUUGAUUCAAGUCACGAAGAAAGGUUAAAAAUGGUGGAUGGGUUUGAUUCUAAAACCGGAGAGUACUAUCUGGAAAGAAAUGCCAAAUUGACUGACCAUGUUAUGGAUUUUUUUGUGACAGGAAGCUUACAUAAACCACAAAAUGUUUGUGUCGAAAGAUUUAAGGAGGAAUUAGAGUACUGGAAGAUAAAACCAGAUCAGCUCUCAACCUGCUGCCAAAUCCCCAGUGAGCAUCAUGUUCGUAAACUUUCACGUGGAACGUCAUUCAAUGAAGACGACUAUGUCACAGAUUUCGAUGGAGCGUGUUUCGCAGGACCACGUCUCGCAAUGUGGAAAUUCUUGGAGGAUCCUCAAUCAUCUGUAUUCGCUGCCGUAUUUGCUUUGCUAUCUGUGUUUUUUGUUUUUGCAUCAGUCGUUGGUCUUAUUCUUGGCUCAAUGCCAGAGUUUCAGGCAGACUCGUCUAAUGCAGCAACUUAUCAUGUUAUGCAUGUCAGGAGUCGACCGAAUGAUUAUGGAAAUAAAUUUGGAAACGACGAUGACGUGGCGCCCAAUGAGCUGCUCAAGGAUUUUGUGUAUAAACCUACCGACUCUCCGAAUCUUCCACUUACCAUUUUAGAAUACAUAUGUAUUGGGUGGUUCACAUUUGAAUAUUUAGUCAGAUUUACAAUAUAUCCACGGAAGCGACAAUUCGUGAAAAAAACUCUCAACAUUAUUGAUCUCUCUACAAUUCUUCCAUUUUAUUUGGAAAUCUGUCUCCCACUAUUUGGAGUAGAGUCCCGACUUAAAGAAUUUACAGGUGCAAUGUUGGUUGUUCGAGUUCUUCGAGUUCUACGUAUGGCCAGGGUUUUCAAAUUGGCCAGAUACAGUACAAGUCUGCAGACAUUCGGACACACACUUCAGUCAUCAAUCACAGAAUUGAGCAUGCUGAGCAUGUUUUUGAUCACAGGAAUUGUAUUCUUCUCAACAAUUAUGUACUAUCUUGAGAAAGACGAACCACAUACAGAUUUCUACAGUAUCCCCGCCGGCUGUUGGUGGUGUGUGGUCACAAUGGCUACGGUAGGAUAUGGAGAUGCAAAACCAGUAACAACUCUUGGAAAACUCGUGGCAACUUCUACAUCAAUUUGCGGAAUUAUAGUUUUGGCGUUUCCAAUUUCUAUGAUCGUUGAGAAAUUUGCAACGGCACAGCAAAGAGCAAUCGAGGAUCAACAAAUUCAACAAGGUCAGAAAUCCUUUUUUUUUAAUUUUUGGAAUAAAAUCAUUAGACUGUGUAAACACUUACUAUUAGUGAAUAUACUUUACUAAUUCAAAAAAAAACAAGUUUUCAGAAGUCCCUGAUAUUGUGAUUUGACGAGGUAACACCCAAUUUAAUUUUGUAAACGUUUAUAUAAUUAUUUUUAGCUUUUUUCAUCACCCUUCGGCUUUUCCUACCCCACAAUCACUAAAUCCAAUUUUUAUUUUAAUAUAACCCAAUGCUUCAUUCCUGUAUUUAUUAUUCUUUAUCGGUUAAACUCUUUUUUUUUCAGCUCAAAUGUCAGCAGUGGCUAAUAAUGCUCUCCUCCGACGGUUCCCAACUCGAAGAAAAGUUCGGCGGAAUACAACAGUCUCGGUGAACAAUAUAUAGUCUGGAGAAAAUAAAAAUACAAAAUUUUGAAUACGGGAACUCUUCGUUUCAAUAAAAAC
Caenorhabditis elegans is the source of this 1953-nucleotide messenger RNA. RefSeq names its product BTB domain-containing protein (gene kvs-2). Gene Ontology annotation, biological process: potassium ion transport; monoatomic ion transport; transmembrane transport. Gene Ontology annotation, cellular component: plasma membrane; voltage-gated potassium channel complex; membrane. The coding region runs from base 1 to 1575 and encodes 524 amino acids. The transcript is spliced from 11 exons. Gene Ontology annotation, molecular function: monoatomic ion channel activity; voltage-gated potassium channel activity. The record is from RefSeq and is marked reviewed. Lineage: Eukaryota; Metazoa; Nematoda; Chromadorea; Rhabditida; Rhabditidae.